AUCACUAGCUGUAGCUCCAACAACCGCCUGAUUUAUGCCACAGCCAUUAUCAGCCGAUCCAUGUUACCUUAGUUAAAGAAAAAGAGGACUGAGGUGUCAACAAUGUCAUAUUAAUUAAAAAGAAGGGGACCGACAUAUUAAAACCACCACCAUCUUAAUGCUCUCCAGCUCCAGCAGCUGAAUAAUGGCCUUUCUGACAGCGUCAACUUAAAACUGAUAUUAUAACCCGCGCACUAAACAACAUUCAUGUGGAGUUUGACAGUCGAUCGAUGUCGACGCUUGAUGACGUAUAAUUUCAGCGCCAUUUGACAUGCUUUGUGCUGUUAUGGCGAGAUGACUUCAGCCAUCCUCUCAGCGUUAAGUGUUCUCACCAAACCUAUUGCUGAGGCGUCUGUGCAUGGGGCUCAGUGUUCAGAGCAGGAGGCCCUGCAGGCGGCGCUGCAGGCUAACAGAGCUCUGCUCCUCCAGCGGCUUGAGAGUGACAGCAGCUUGGAGGAGGUGAGGAGGCUGAGGGAGGAGGUGAUGGUGGCGGCAGUAGGCUGGUUCUCUUACGAGACAGAAGACUGCACGUGGAGCUUUGUGCAGGAAUGUCUUCUGCUGCUUCUCGCUGUAGCUCGGCACCUCUCUACUGAACUCGAGUGUUUCAAGCAGGGCCAAGCUCAAACUAAGCGUCGCACAUCUGAGAUGGCUCCACCUUUACCUCCCGAUGUUCUGAGUGUCACCCACCAGAAGAUCCUUGGAGUUACUCUUCAGUUCGUGGUUUCUCUAGGGCUCUGCCCCUACCUAUCUCCUGGAGUGGGGGUGUCACUGGGUCGCAGGUCCACCUUUGGAGCAGUGGUGGAAAAGCUUGCGUGCAGUGGUACGAUGCCAGCAGCAGGACGCCGCCUUCUUACCACCACGAAUGCGCUGCUGCAGUUCGCUGAGCUGUCGUCUCUUGCCACAUUGGUGUUCACGCAGCAUCUGGGUGACGUGAUGGCAGCAUUGUGCCAGCUGGGCUACCAGCCCCAGCAGGCAGAGAGAGGAGGCCAACAGGUGCAUAUGAUGCUGCAGCUCAAUAGUGAGGAACGUCAAAGCUGCAGAGAGGCUCUCAGGAACCUCUUAGAAAAAGUCUACCAACCAAUCGUUGUCAAGGAGCUGCUGAUCCUCCAAGGUGGACCCAAACAGUCUGGUGCAUUGGGCGGAAGAGCAGCUUCAGGAUCUUCUCAGGCCUGGCUGAGGCGUCUCUGUGGCCAGCUGCUCUCUGAGCGCCUGAUGCAGCCCAAUGGUGUCCAGGCUGUAGUUCGAGCCAUUCUGGAGGGAGGAACAGGGGGCGAGUCAGACUGGAGGAAAUGUGAUGCUGUUGCCAGGAUCCUGGUGGCCUGUCCUCAACAGUCUGCCUCAGCGGACAGUUAUUACAGACAAGUUUGUCCUCAGAUCCUUGACCUCCUGCACUUCAAAGACAAGCCCACAGCUCAACAGUUCCAGCGCGUCUCCACCCAGGUGGUGCUCUCCAUGGUGCAGGAGAGGCCCACCUUUGCCCAGCAGUACUUGCUGACACCUCUGCUCACACCUCUCCAGCGCUGCACCAGUGCCUCAUACCAAGAUAAUUCACAGGCUGCUGUGGAUGAGUGGGAGUUGACGAGGUGCGUGGAUGACGUGUACAAGAUCUGGGUAAUUGGAAACAGUCCAUCAGCCCUUUUACUUAAAGCUCUACAAAAAGUUGUUCCUGUUGUCUUCACACUGUUCUGCUUCACCAAACAGAAUGUCUCCCACCUACGCGCCCCCUGCCAGGAGAUCUUGCUGUGGUACCUGAGCCACUCUGAAGCAUCUCUGUCAGCGCUGAGGCAGCUUUCAGGUCUGCAGCAGCAGGAGAAUGAUGUGGUGGCAGGUUUCCACUUCAGCCCAGGCAGUGAAGGAGGAGCCAAGUUCAGGCGCAGAGAGAGCAGCAGUGAUGAGGAUGAUGCUCUGUAUGAGAAACUAUCAGGAGAGCAGUGGAGACUCGAGUGUCUGAUGCAUCUGCUGGCUGAACUCAAAGACUCCGAGCUGCCAGGAGACUUCUUCCUGAGCCUACUGGAGGAGCUGACCAGCUGGACCUCUACAACAGCCACAGAGGAAGAAGAACAGGAGCUGGAUGUGUCGGCCAUGACUCUGCUGGAGGUGGAGCAGCAGCUGUCGGGCCGAGCUGCGAGACGGGGUCAGAGGCUUGUUUUGCUUCAGACGCUGGCAGCAGUGGUUGAGUCUCUGCAUCACACGGUGCUGCUGAGAAAAAUCACACAGGUGUUGGACUUCAUUGUUUCGCUGAUUCAAAGGGCCUGUAUUGAUCUGGGUCAGGCCAUUGGAAACCCAAUAGAGGGCCAGACUCUAAGCAUGGCCAUGGGAUUGGUGGCCACUCUGCUGUCUGGACCUCAGCUCAGUGCAGAAGACUAUUGCGCCAUGUCGAGGCUGCUCCUGCCAUUGGAGACGCUGGCACAGCAGCACUCGGAUGUGGUCGUCCAGGAGCUGGCGUCCAGCCUCAGAACUGUCAUUGCCACCCAUGGCGCCUACCAGCCUGCAAACCUCAGUGCUGCAGCUCAGUCCUCCAAAAACCAUGAGCCCUUGAAGAAUGAUAAUGAAUUUUCCAAGAAAAAGCAAAAACUACAAACUGGAGCAAGCAACGCAAGGAAUAAUCCUCCUUUAUCCUCGCUGGGCAAUAAUUCACCUGGAGGACCUGCAUCAGAAAUGAAUGUACCAGAUGAAGGGAGGACUAGGGUCCAUGAAUCGCCUGCUAAGCCUUUUUCUGAGUGGCUGCUGGAUGCAUGUCACCCGGAUGUGCCAACUAGAGCCUUUGCUUUAAGAAUUCUUACCCAGAGGGUUCAAAGCAGAGAACCAGAAGCCGUCCAAGCCCAGGAGACAGUGUUCAAGCUCUUCUUAGAAAACCUGGAGCAUGAAGACUCAUUUAUUUACCUGUCAGCUAUUCAAGGGCUGGCCGUUCUGGCUGAUUCCUACCCUGAGAGCAUCCUGACAAGGCUACUGAGAGACUUCCAACAUGGCCCCUCGCUCCCUACAUCUGACAAGGAGCACUCGCUGGAGACCCGUCUCAAAGUGGGAGAAGUCCUGAUGCGGGCAAGCAGAGCCAUGGGUGAACUGACGCCCCACCUCGGCCGUCCUCUGAUUAGCAUCUUUCUCCAAGGGACCAAGGACCCAGACCAGAGUGUUCGUGCCAGCAGUUUAUCAAAUCUUGGGGAGCUGUGUCAGAGACUGGAUUAUGCCUUAGGACCACUGGCUCAAGAGCUAUGCUCCUGCCUGAUGGCGGUGAUAAAGACAGAGAAGGAGGCAGAGGUGAGGAGAGCUGCUGUCCAUGUCAUCGCCUCGCUGCUUCGAGGACUUGGUGACAAAACCACCCAGGUUCUCACAGAUGUUCUGCUGGAUCUGUACCGGGCUCUAAAAUGGGCCAUUCGCUGUGACCCAGAUGAAGUGGUGGUGCUGCAUGCCCAGCUGGCUCUGGAGGAGCUCGAUGGCGUCAUGAAGAGGCUCAUCUUUCCUCAACAGAAGCUGGAGAAGAAGAUCGUCGUCCUGCCGUAGAACUCUGAGCCGUGUUCUGCCUGUAUGGACGACAGUGAGUCGGAACACUCCACCACAGGGACGCACUGUUGUUCUGUUCAGUCACUGCCAUCUGGUUUAUAUAUUUUAUAUAAAAUCCUGUAAAAUGAC
Molecule: messenger RNA, 3669 nt
Organism: Betta splendens (Siamese fighting fish)
Lineage: Eukaryota; Metazoa; Chordata; Actinopteri; Anabantiformes; Osphronemidae
Gene: tango6
Product: transport and golgi organization 6 homolog (Drosophila)
Exons: 18
Coding region: 334-3540 (1068 amino acids)
Biological process (GO): protein secretion
Molecular function (GO): protein binding
Source: RefSeq, a predicted model, not a curated record